AAUGGGAUAAAUAUUUUAGAAACAUGCCACUUAAUUUGAACCAUCUCUAAUAGUUAAAUUAAAAAGCAUAACAAUGAGAGAACUUUUUGAUUGUGUAGAUACGAUAGACAAAUAUUAUCCUUAGAAUUGUUAUUUGAAUUUAGAAUAGUUUGACGAUAUAUUUGCAACAUUAACUGAUAAUUGUAUUGAUCUUUUUCAUAGAUUGGCUGAUUAGACUGGAGAAGAUGGAAAAUUAUCAGUUCAUACAUUUGAAGCAUUGGCUGCUUUUGCUAUAUUUAGUGGAGAGAGUUUUGAAACAAAAUGUAUGUUUGUUUUUAGAUUAUUUGAUUUUGAUUUGUCAAAUACUUUAGAAGAAUAAGAGAUGGUUAGUACAUUAUAAUGUGCAGUUAGAGCAAUGUGUAAAAUAGCUGGUUUAGUGAUUCCAUCUGUUAGUAUGUUAGAGAAAUUGGGUUAUGUUUGUUUCCAAAUGAUGGAUGAAGAUAAAAAUAAACAUGUUGAUUUUGAUGAAUUUUAUGAAUGGACUGUAUAAUAUGAUGAAUUGUAAGAGUUUAUGUUAUUAUAUUCUGGAACAUAAACAUAUUAAUAUGCAUUAAAAAGAAUGAUUAAUGUAAUGGAUGAAUCUGAAUAAUAAUUUAAUAAAUGGUUGAGAGAAUGUAAAGCACCUUAAGUACCAGCUAUUAAAUUACAAUAGAAUUUAUAUUAAAUUUAUAAGGGAAUAGAUUAAUUAUCAAUAGAUACUUUAUUUUAUAUGAUUAUAGAAUAUACAUUAAGAUCUAAAAGUAUUGGAUAAGAAGAUAGUUCAUAAUAAUAAAAAGAUCUUUGGGCUUGGAAAGCAGAUCAUAAAAAGAAUUAACAUCUUCUUUAAAAUAUAUCAGUUAAGAAGAGUGAUUAUUUGGAUAUCAUUAGAGCAUGGAAUGUAUAUUCAAUAACUGAUGUCAAUUAAUUAUCAAUUAUUAAUAUUAAAGAUCUUAAAUUACUUAUUUGGUUAUAUGAAGAUGAAGAACCAGAUUAUUUUAGAAUUAAUUAAGAAAUGUCAAUUAUAGAUACUAAUCAUAAUAAUAUAAUUGAAAGAUGUGAAUGGAUGUAAUAUUUAUGUUCUGAAGAGUCAAUGUAAAGAAGAUAAACACCAUAAGUUUUAAUGAAAAAAGUGUUUGAUAAUUAUGAUGAAGAAUAAUGUGGUUUGAUACCUAUUAUACAUAUUGAUAAAUUAUUAAGAGAUACUUUUAAAUAAUAGAUGAAAAAGAUGAAAGAUUUUAAGAGUAUUUAGAGUGUAAAUAGUUUAAUUCAAUAAUUNUAUGAUGGCUAUGAAGUGAGUGGUGAAUGGAAGGGUGAUAAGUUUUAUAAAAAUUGA
Messenger RNA from Paramecium pentaurelia, 1351 nucleotides. Lineage: Eukaryota; Ciliophora; Oligohymenophorea; Peniculida; Parameciidae. The record is from the annotation of a GenBank genome assembly.